GCGCGCGGCGAGCGGGGACCGGGAGCGGGGCCGGCACCGGGACGGGAGGGGCGGGGGCGGCCGGGAGCGGCCCCGGGGCUGGCGGCGGCGGCGGCGGCGGCGGAGCUCCCGUGCCCUGCUGCCCUGGCCGCACUAUGACUCUGGAGGAGCUGCCUGGCGAGCACCGCACGGCCGGCAGGAUGGAGCAGGCGGGGGACGCGCUGGAGGAGGUGCUGAGCAAGGCGCUGAGCCAGCGGAGCCUCACCCUGGGCGUCUACGAGGCGGCUAAGCUGCUCAACGUGGACCCGGACAACGUGGUGCUGUGCCUGCUGGCGGCGGACGAGGAAGAAGCCGGCGACGCGGCGCUGCAGAUCCACUUCACCCUGAUCCAGGCUUUCUGCUGCGAGAACGACAUCAACAUCCUGCGGGUCAGCAACCCGGCCCGCCUGGCUCAGCUCCUGCUGCCCCACACCGGCGCCGAGCCCCCCACCGACCUCCACUGCGUCCUGGUCACGAACCCCCACGCGUCCCAGUGGAAGGACCCGGCGCUGAGUCAGCUCAUGUGCUUCUGCCGGGAGCGGCGCUACGCCGACCAGUGGGUGCCGGUCAUCAACCUCCCCGAGCGGUGACGGCGCCGCGCCGGGGUCGGCGGGAUGCUUUCCGUGCUUUCGCACUUAGCUCAGGAAGGAAAACUCCCCC
Molecule: messenger RNA, 678 nt
Organism: Cygnus atratus (black swan)
Lineage: Eukaryota; Metazoa; Chordata; Aves; Anseriformes; Anatidae
Gene: GADD45A
Product: growth arrest and DNA damage inducible alpha
Exons: 4
Coding region: 135-608 (157 amino acids)
Biological process (GO): regulation of cell cycle
Cellular component (GO): nucleus; cytoplasm
Source: RefSeq, a predicted model, not a curated record